Messenger RNA from Aspergillus homomorphus CBS 101889, 1102 nucleotides. RefSeq lists its product as uncharacterized. NCBI's taxonomy places the organism in Eukaryota, Fungi, Ascomycota, Eurotiomycetes, Eurotiales, Aspergillaceae. Gene Ontology annotation, biological process: glucan catabolic process. Bases 122 to 1102 code for a protein of 326 amino acids. The transcript is spliced from 2 exons. The record is from RefSeq and is a predicted model, not a curated record. Gene Ontology annotation, molecular function: hydrolase activity, hydrolyzing O-glycosyl compounds.
UAAUGAGGAAAUAUCCAAGGAUGGGGCCAGUUAGCAGAAGGCGUUAUAUAGCAUACAGUGCGCAGACAUCGUCAUGGGAUAACCCUCGGUCGCAUCGCAUACUUUGACACUAUCAUCCAGUAUGGCACCCAAGGCAGCUUUCCUCGCCGCCACGGCUCUGGCAUGGCCAGCUUUCACCCAAGCAUACACUCUCAAAGACAACUACAUGGCCAACAACUACCAGGACUUCUUCAACAAGUUUACUUUCUGGACCGGUGCGGAUCCGACCAAGGGCCUGGUAGAUUAUGUCGACGAGGCCUCUGCCUGGAACAAUGGCCUCAUCGGCAAUGGAGGCAACAUCUACCUCGGGGUGGAUAAUACCAACAAGGUCGGCGAUGAGGGUCGCAAGAGUGUUCGAUUGACCGGGAAAACGGCCUAUGGCCCUGGCACUCUCAUCGUGGCAGAUAUUGCUUAUAUGCCGCAAGUCUGCGGAACCUGGCCAGCCUUCUGGAUGACAGCUCAAUCGGACGACUGGCCCCAGAGCGGAGAGAUUGACAUCGUUGAGAAUGCGAACAACGCGCAGAACAAUCAAAUGUCUCUGCACGUCAGUGAGAAACAGGGACAAUGCAGCAUCGCCCCCAAUCCCUCGAUGACGGCGACUAAAGAUCGAUGGGGCAAUUGCGCUGAGGAGGUCAAUGGGGGGUGCGAGGCCAACGAUCCUCGCACGAACAGCUUUGGCUCGGGCUUCAACAACAAUGGCGGUGGUGUUUAUGCAAUGGAGUGGACCACGCAGGCGGUGCGUAUCUGGUUCUUCCCCCGUGGCUCUAUCCCGAGUGGUAACAGUGGACCUUUGGGCGCUUCGCCGGACCCAAACACAUGGGGCACGCCCACUACGAACUUCCAGAGCAAGGAUGGCAGUGGCUGUGAUAUGUCCUCCCAUAUCAGGAAUCAGCGCAUCGUCAUCGAUACGACCUUCUGUGGUACUUGGGCCAGCGGGACGUGGUCGAGCUCCGGGUGCGCUUCUAAGACCGGGUAUAGCUCCUGUGAGGAUUAUGUCAAGAAUGUACCAGGAGACUUCAAGUAUGCUUUCUGGACGUUCAAGUCCCUCAAGGCUUACACUUGA